Molecule: messenger RNA, 390 nt
Organism: Aspergillus viridinutans
Lineage: Eukaryota; Fungi; Ascomycota; Eurotiomycetes; Eurotiales; Aspergillaceae
Exons: 2
Coding region: 1-390 (129 amino acids)
Source: RefSeq, a predicted model, not a curated record
AUGAAAGUCCUGAAAAGGCUUGCGGCCAAAUUCAGGUCGAAGAAGAACAAGAGCAAACCCCCUGAACCAAAACAAGAUAAGAGGUUAAAGCGCAAUAGAACAGCUCGCGACGGUUCUAAAGGCGCCGCCGCGGCCGACACGGCACCAACCAAUCCAGCACACGGGAAGAAGACGGAUUCAAAGACGUCGAAGGGAUCAAGGGGCACAGUCACAGACGAGGAAAGAUAUCGCUAUCAGAAAAUAGUGCUGGGAAUGACAGAUGCGCAGAUAGCCAGGCAAUUGAAGCCAGGGCACUAUGAGUUCCAAGGGGCGCCGUUAAGUGCUCGCCCUAUUGGCGAGGGUGAAUUGGCAUAUGCAUAUGGAUAUCGGUACAAGCAGACAGCCUGUUGA